UUUCACUCGGAUCGACGAGUUACCGGCAAAGUUGCGUACAUUCCCAUUUAUUACUCGAGUCAUCAAACAACUACCUUUCUACGACCAAAAGUCAUCAGACACUGGUUAGUGUCAUGACGUUCGGCGACGCUGAGUUCCAGCAUCUCCCAUUACUCGAAAUAAAAAAUUCCAGCGCAACGGAGUGAGUGAAACGGCUACCGUUGGAGUGGAACAGUCCAUCACUAUCGAUUAUAUAUUUUUUUAACAACAAAACAAGUAGUUGUUGCGCUGGACGGAAUUAUUUGUAGAACAAUUUCACGGUCAUGAGCAUGAUGAGGAAGUGAAUCAUGUGUGGGCAUAAAAGAGAAAUGCUUCCCCUCCUCCUGUUGCUCUCCACAACAUCUCUCGUCCACUCAAACACCGGAGUGGACCCCCAGGAGCCCUCACCCGGCUCCAUAAACAUCGCAAAAUGCUGCGAACUGAACGAAAUUCUCGUGGACUCGGUGUGCACACCGAUCGAUAAAACUAAUGAAUCGAGUCCGUGGAAGCCCGAGUUCGUUGACGACCAAUUUCCCACGAUAAUAAGGAAGAAGCCCGUCAACUAUCAGCUGAGAAUAGGCUCGCCAGUCUGCAGCAAGGACGAGACCCAGUGGCAGGUCUACUACGGAACUGAGGACAAACUCGUCAUCCUGACGUCUGGAAAAUUGCGCCACGUGACGCACCACAACUGGUUGGGGAGAAAAGUCAAGACAUUUGACGAGUACAUGCAGAGCUACGAGGAGGACGAGAGCACUGGCGAGCCCCUCCACCAGGACUACGCGUUUGGCCAUUAUUGCGCGGAGAAGGCUGUCCUGACAGGCGACAGAAAAGUCACGACUUACGCCAUCAUCUGCGUUCCCAACGUCAAAUUUCCGUGGAGAGAGACGAGCUACCUAGUGAGAAACAUGAUAGAUCCCAUCACGAGAGCAUCUGCUAUCGCCAGUUACCUAGUGGUUGCUGUCGUUUAUUUUGUACUGCCACAGCUGAGGGAUUUGGUGGGGAAUAUGAUAAGCAGCAUGAGCUUGUGCCUCGUUGUCAAUCAAAUUGCUGCGACUGUUGGCAUCUUUACGCAGCAUGCUAGUCAUAUCAGCUUCCUUGUGGCUGAUACCGUGGCCUACGUAUCCCUCCUCGCGGCGUUUUUCUGGCUCAACGCCCUUGGUUAUUUCGUCUGGAACACUUUCCGCUCUCGCAACGUAUUUCUACGAGUAACAGACCGACGAAAAUACUGUUACUACUCAUUUUACGUGUGGGGAUCGACUCUAACAAUAGCAGCGACAGCCCUAUUCGCGCAUUUUGCAUUGGACGAUCAGGGAACCCCAGUGGCCAACCUAGAGCACGCGAAUGAGCCCCAGGAAACAGUUGGGGUGCUGGCAAUGUCAGUUCUAUUCACCUCAGUGGCCUUCACCAUAAUCGUUGACCUGUGCUUUGUGCUGAACACAGCGAAUACGAUAAAGAGAAUGUGCACUUAUGGGAGAAUUCACCACAAAAUGAAGUACAGCUUCAGAUUGUUCACACUUAUGUACGUGGUUAUGAGCAUUGGAUGGCUCUCGGUUCUGAUGUCACAGAUUAGAUACGACGAGAUAUAUUAUGCCCAUAUAUUUUUCAAUAUCAUUCAAGCACUGUCGAUCCUGUAUAUCUGCGUUUUUGGACAGAAAAGAGUGACAUUUUUGCUGAGUAAAACGUGCAACUGCUGCACUAGCAGUCAUCACACGCCUGAUGGACUCGACUGGGGGGAGGAGAUGACAGCUAUCAAUGCUGGGUAUUGAAUUGCUGAGUUAAUCAUUCACUGAGAGAAAAUAAUGAGGGGAAAAAAUUCUCAAUGGAGUCUUGUUUCAACCGAAAAAACACAUUGAUAAUUAUCAGGACGGAAAUUAUUUCAUUUGAAUGUGCAGCAGGUUUGAACAUCAGUGACGAAAUAUUGUGCCAUUUCAGGGUGAGAGUGUCGCUCAUAAAGUGAAGCACAAUUGAGAAUAUUUUAAAACAAAUAGAAUACUUUUUUAGCAGAAUAAACCCAGUGGUUUGAAUGCUAUAAAUUUUAAAAAAUAAUAAAGCACGAGACGUUUUAUUCCUGAGAAUAUUCAAUGUUCAAGUCUUGUUUAAUCAAAUAAAAUUAUUUGAUUAAAUAAGACUUGUGGGUGAUAGCAACAGAUUUAACAUCUGAUUUUAUAAUUUCACAUUUACACAGGAUUGUGUGCAAUUUACGGUGAUCGUUCUCUCUCAUUGUGCCAUUUCUGCACAUCUUUCCGAAAUUUGAUAUUUCAUUAUUCACACACGAGGGAUAUUGUGUAUUUUUUUAAUUCUCGAUGUUUGAGAGACUGUGGCCUUAGGGAGACGUGACUUACUCGUAGCUUUUAAUAGGUUAAUGUAAUCUACUCACAUGACACGAGAGAAAGACGAGCGAAUUAUUUUUUAAUAUUGUAUUUAUAGGUGUAAGAGAUUUUAAUAGAUAGCACAAUUUUUGUAUGAGAGCAAUAAACUCUGAAUGACUCGAUAAAACGCGAAAAA
This is a messenger RNA of Diachasma alloeum, 2523 nucleotides long. RefSeq names its product probable G-protein coupled receptor Mth-like 5 (gene mthl5). The record is from RefSeq and is a predicted model, not a curated record. NCBI's taxonomy places the organism in Eukaryota, Metazoa, Arthropoda, Insecta, Hymenoptera, Braconidae. The transcript has 3 exons. The coding region runs from base 327 to 1784 and encodes 485 amino acids.